Gavialis gangeticus (Gharial) is the source of this 3663-nucleotide messenger RNA. RefSeq names its product adaptor related protein complex 1 gamma 1 subunit (gene AP1G1). Gene Ontology annotation, cellular component: Golgi apparatus; membrane coat; AP-1 adaptor complex. The transcript has 23 exons. The record is from RefSeq and is a predicted model, not a curated record. Bases 4 to 2475 code for a protein of 823 amino acids. Gene Ontology annotation, biological process: receptor-mediated endocytosis; intracellular protein transport; Golgi to vacuole transport. Gene Ontology annotation, molecular function: clathrin-cargo adaptor activity. NCBI's taxonomy places the organism in Eukaryota, Metazoa, Chordata, Crocodylia, Gavialidae.
AGGAUGCCAGCCCCCAUCAGACUGCGGGAGCUGAUCCGGACCAUCCGGACAGCACGGACCCAGGCAGAAGAGCGCGAGAUGAUCCAGAAGGAGUGUGCUGCUAUUCGGUCGUCCUUCAGAGAGGAGGAUAACACGUACCGCUGUCGGAAUGUGGCAAAGCUGCUGUACAUGCACAUGCUGGGCUACCCAGCGCAUUUUGGCCAGUUGGAGUGCCUCAAGCUUAUUGCCUCUCAGAAAUUCACAGAUAAGCGCAUCGGGUACUUGGGUGCCAUGCUACUGCUGGAUGAGAGACAGGAUGUACACCUUCUUAUGACCAACUGCAUCAAGAAUGACCUUAAUCACAGCACACAAUAUGUGCAGGGGCUGGCACUCUGCACCCUUGGCUGCAUGGGCUCCUCAGAGAUGUGCCGAGACCUCGCUGGAGAGGUGGAGAAACUCCUCAAAACCUCCAACUCUUACCUAAGGAAGAAGGCAGCAUUGUGUGCUGUGCAUGUCAUCAGGAAGGUGCCUGAACUCAUGGAGAUGUUCCUGCCGGCCACCAAAAACCUGCUGAAUGAGAAGAACCAUGGUGUUCUUCACACAUCAGUUGUCCUUCUCACAGAGAUGUGUGAGAGAAGCCCAGACAUGCUAGCACACUUCAGAAAGAAUGAGAAGCUUGUACCCCAGUUAGUUCGUAUCCUAAAAAACCUUAUCAUGUCUGGAUAUUCACCAGAGCAUGACGUGUCUGGGAUCAGUGACCCCUUCCUGCAGGUGCGGAUCCUGCGGUUACUAAGGAUUCUGGGACGCAAUGAUGAUGACUCGAGUGAAGCAAUGAAUGAUAUACUUGCACAGGUCGCCACCAAUACAGAAACAAGUAAAAAUGUGGGAAAUGCCAUUCUCUAUGAGACUGUGCUGACUAUCAUGGACAUCAAGUCUGAGAGCGGACUGCGAGUGUUAGCCAUUAACAUCCUAGGACGUUUCCUGUUAAAUAAUGACAAAAAUAUUAGAUAUGUUGCCUUGACGUCUUUGUUGAAAACAGUGCAGACAGAUCACAAUGCGGUCCAGCGGCACAGAAGCACCAUUGUGGAUUGCUUGAAGGAUCUGGAUGUUUCCAUUAAACGGCGUGCGAUGGAACUGAGCUUUGCUCUGGUUAAUGGAAACAACAUCCGUGGAAUGAUGAAGGAACUGCUGUAUUUCCUGGAUUCCUGUGAGCCUGAGUUCAAGGCGGAUUGUGCAUCUGGAAUAUUCCUUGCAGCAGAAAAAUAUGCCCCUUCCAAGCGUUGGCACAUAGACACAAUCAUGCGAGUCCUGACAACGGCAGGGAGCUAUGUUCGUGAUGAUGCUGUCCCCAACCUGAUCCAGCUGAUAACCAACAGCAUGGAGAUGCAUGCCUACACUGUGCAGAGACUCUACAAAGCUAUCUUUGGCGACUACUCCCAGCAGUCCCUGGUGCAGGUGGCCUCCUGGUGCAUAGGAGAGUAUGGAGAUCUGCUGGUGUCUGGUCAGUGUGAAGAGGAGGAACCAAUUCAGGUAACGGAAGAUGAAGUGCUUGAUAUCUUGGAAAGCAUCCUGAUAUCAAACAUGUCUGUAUCCGUCACGCGAGGCUAUGCUCUCACUGCCAUCAUGAAGCUUUCCACUCGGUUCACCUGCACGGUCAACCGCAUCAAGAAGGUUGUGUCCGUCUAUGGCAGCAGCAUCGACGUGGAGCUUCAGCAGAGAGCAGUGGAAUACAACGCACUCUUCAAGAAGUAUGACCACAUGAGGCCAGCCCUGCUUGAGAGAAUGCCUGUUAUGGAGAAGGUGACCACUAAUGGCCCCACUGAGGUCGUGCAGACCAAUGGAGAGACAGAGCCAGCAGUGCUGGAAACCAAACCUCCUCCUCCUGGGCUGCAGCCCACCAGCCAGGCAAAUGAUUUGUUGGACUUGUUGGGAGGAAAUGAUACUACCCCAGUAAUUCCCACUGCGCCAAUGAGUAAGCCGGCCUCUGCUGGUGGGGAGCUCCUCGACCUCCUGGGAGACCUUAACCUGACAGGUUCUCCAGCCUCUGCCCCUACCCCUGCCCCACAGAUAUCGCAACCUCCGUUCCUGCUGGAUGGACUCUCAUCACAGCCUCUCUUCAAUGACAUUGCUGCUGGCAUUCCCUCUAUCACUGCGUACAGUAAGAAUGGGCUGAAGAUUGACUUCACCUUUGAGAGGUCAAACACAAAUCCCAGUGUCACCGUGAUCACGAUACAGGCCUCCAACAGCACGGAGCUGGACAUGACCGACUUUGUUUUCCAGGCUGCAGUACCAAAGACAUUCCAGCUGCAGCUCCUGUCUCCUAGCAGCAGUGUCAUCCCAGCAUUUAACUCGGGGACCAUCACACAAGUCAUCAAAGUCCUGAACCCACAGAAGCAACAGCUCCGUAUGAGGAUCAAGUUGACAUAUAAUCACAAGGGCUCUGCGAUGCAGGAUCUAGCCGAAGUCAACAACUUCCCCCCGCAGUCCUGGCAGUGAGGCUCUGGCGUUGUCCUUACUCUCACCCCACCCAAUCAAAGGAACUCUGGGAAGAAGGUUGUGAUCCCUGGCAAUCCCCCAAACUGCACCGUGGGCAUGGGGAGCAGAGAGACCUGCUGAUGUGGAGGGGUUUCCCUGAUCGACUCUGAAGCAUAUCUGCUAAGACUAAUCUCCUCCCCUCCACUGAUGAGGCUGGCUGCUUGUGGGGGCUACUCUGCACUCCCUCACACAUGCAUUCACAGCCAGAAACAACAUUCCCCUUCUUCCCCACAAAAACACAGCCUGUUUUGGAAGAGAGGACUGGAAUUCCUUGCAGGGAAGCUCUCCCCUUCUCUCUCUCUCUCUCUCUCCCUCUCUCUCUCUCUCUCUCUCUCUCUGCAGUGAGUGAGCAGCUUCCCCUUCUUUCUGCUGCCUUCUCUCUGUGGGGUGGGUGAGGUGCAUUUUGAUUCAUCACUAGCUGGGUAGACAUCUUCAGGCACUUUCAUCUGGGGUUCAGGUUGGAAACUCAUCCAGAGGGUGUUAGGGAGCCAUGCCUUUUUCUUUCAUAUCCCCUGUGCUGGAGGAGGCUGUCCACUCUGUGGCCUAUUCUGUGCAUUGUUGUAUACACACACGCCACACACACACAACUUUAGUUGUAUGAUGAUACCAAGGGCAAGUCACGCCUUGGAAGUUCAUCUGCAAAGCUGGGACUGCAGGAAGAGCGGUGCAGGUGAGAUACAAGCAGAUGGUUCUAGUGCCGGAACUGAAACAAAGCCCUGGUGCACUUGGGUUUUCUUCGCUUUCCACCGUCGGCUGCAGCUCUGCAAACUUGCGCAGGUGUUUCUGUAGCUGCCUCCUUGGAAAGCUUCACUAUGGAUGAGAGACUCUGAGCUCCACCCUUGGCUGACCCAUCCCACACCCAAAGUUUCAGAACUUACUGUCCAGUCCUGUGGCUGUUGGUUGUGGUAGGUGGGUAGAAAAGAGAUGUUGAGCUCUAUCGCCCUUAAAGAAAAGGCCUUGCUGCCUGCUGGAAGACUCAUCAUAGACUACACUGCAAAGUCCCAUUUCCCAGCUACUUCAGAUCCUUCCCUCCUUUAAUUUCCAGAGCCUGUUAGACCCCUGGAUUCCAUUUGAGUUCGUUCUGACUGGGACAUUUGUGUUGUAUCUGUAACAUUGGCACUGAAAUAAAGACCAUGCAGUUUAAAGAGA